Messenger RNA from Cornus florida, 1769 nucleotides. Its product is annotated as glucan endo-1,3-beta-glucosidase. Gene Ontology annotation, cellular component: plasma membrane. Gene Ontology annotation, molecular function: hydrolase activity, hydrolyzing O-glycosyl compounds. Lineage: Eukaryota; Viridiplantae; Streptophyta; Magnoliopsida; Cornales; Cornaceae. The transcript has 4 exons. Gene Ontology annotation, biological process: carbohydrate metabolic process. The coding region runs from base 178 to 1566 and encodes 462 amino acids. The record is from RefSeq and is a predicted model, not a curated record.
GAGGUUGAAGGAACAUAUUCAAAGCAAAAGCUAAAAUUCAGAAGUAAACCUUUUCUCUCACCACACUCAACCUUUUGCACCAUCCACAAAGCAAAGGAUCUCCCAGAAUCACACUUCUUCAAGUUCAGCCAUGGCUAACCCACCAUUCACCAUCCUCCUCACCUCCCAACCACACUCAUGGAGUACUACACAAACACGGCUGUCAUCGUUGUCGCCGCAAUCGCACUCCUCCUCGCAGCAACUGUCAUUCCAGGAGUUGAAGGAACAAUUGGGGUCAACUAUGGCACGGUGGCAAACAACCUCCCUCCACCGGCACAAGUGGCGAACUUCCUCCUCGAAUCCACCGUCAUCAACCGCGUGAGGCUCUUCGACGCCAACCCCGAAAUGCUACAAGCCUUUGCUAACACUGGAAUUGCCAUUACUGUCAAUGUCCCUAAUGAACAAAUUCCCCAACUCACCAAGAUCAAUUUUGCUCAACAAUGGCUCAAAACCAACAUUGUACCUCACAUUCCAGCCACUAACAUAGUCCGAAUUCUUGUUGGCAAUGAAGUACUUUCCACAGCCAAUAAAUUGCUAAUCGCAAGCCUUGUCCCGGCAAUGCAAACCCUCCACACAGCCUUGGUCGGAGAGUCUUUAGGCCGUCCAAUCGAGGUCUCAACCCCUCAUUCUCUAGGCAUUCUCUCAACUUCAAGCCCACCGUCCACCGGAAAAUUCCGACAAGGCUACGACACCCAUGUCCUCAAACCACUCCUGAGCUUCCUGAGAGCAACCAAUUCACCUUUCAUGAUUAACCCAUACCCUUUUUUCGGCUGCUCGGCUGACACUAUUGACUAUGCCUUGUUUAGGCCUAACUCUGGAGUGUUUGAUGAAAACACACACUUGACUUACACAAACAUGUUAGAUGGACAAUUAGAUGCAGUCUUCUCAGCAUUGAAACUCCUUGGCUUCACUGACAUUGAGAUCGUCAUAGCUGAAACCGGGUGGCCAUCGAUAGGUGAUCCAGCACAGGUCGGUGUUGAUGCAGACAACGCGGCACAAUACAACAGAAAACUUAUGCAACAUGUGACAUCGAAUGUGGGCACACCCCUAAUGCCUAACAGAACAUUUGAAACGUACAUUUUCGCACUUUUCAAUGAAAAUUUGAAGCCAGGGAUGACUAGUGAAAGAAAUUUCGGGCUGUUUGAGCCUGACAUGACACCGGUCUACGACGUUGGGAUCCUAAGGCCAACGGCUAAAGCAAACUUCCCUUCGAACCCAACCCCAUAUUUUGCACCUGCAAUGAGUCCAUUGCCAGGAUCUAAGAGAAAACAGUGGUGUCUUCCCAAAACAGGAGCUAGUGAAGAGGCUUUGCAGAAUAAUAUUGAUUAUGUAUGUGGGUUGGGAUUGGACUGCAGACCGAUUCAAGAAGGUGGCGCGUGCUUCCUUCCUGACAAUGUUCGAGCCCAUGCAGCGUAUGCCAUGAACGCGUUCUACCAAGCUACAGAGAAGGAUGAGUACGAUUGUGAUUUUGAGCAAACUGGAUCUGUUACUUCCAUAGAUCCAAGUUAUGGAAGAUGCAAAUAUUGAUACAAAAGGAGUUCUGAAAGGAAGAAAAGAAAGACCCCCAUAGAGCAUACAAGAUUUAUGCUACCUUUUGUAGUUUUAAGUUUUUAGUUGGUUUCCCUUUUGACAGUAGAAUAAGUAAGUUAUGAACUGUAUUGCUAAAUUAUACGUGUGUGUGUGUUUGUGCGCUUUGGUAAUCACAUAAACUGAUGAUCUAGUUUGCUUUA